This is a messenger RNA of Strongylocentrotus purpuratus (purple sea urchin), 3887 nucleotides long. RefSeq lists its product as uncharacterized. The coding region runs from base 128 to 2314 and encodes 728 amino acids. The record is from RefSeq and is a predicted model, not a curated record. The transcript is spliced from 17 exons. Lineage: Eukaryota; Metazoa; Echinodermata; Echinoidea; Camarodonta; Strongylocentrotidae. Gene Ontology annotation, biological process: meiotic DNA double-strand break formation.
AGCCCAUAUCUGUCACAAACAUGUGUGCGAACUUCGACGACUUGCCCUUGUUUGUACGGAUGUUUCACCAAAGAAAGAUUAUUUACAGAGUUGGAGCUGUCUGGUCACCAUGAAUAGCUGAAUAGUGAUGGCCCUGUCUCAAGUUUGCAUUGAAAUAUUGGAGUGCUUAUUGACACAUAGAGCAGCAUUCACAUCCAGUGGGCGGUCUGUUCAUGAUGAAGUACUGAAUGUGAGAGUCAACAGAAGGCAGGACAAGACUCCAUGCAAUGUUGUGAACUUUAUUGCUGAGGGAGCAUGGACGAGUUUGCUGUCAUGUGAAGGUGUCAUAGAUGAUUGUCCAAGUUUGGCAUCGGUUCUCAGUGAGGAUCUUCACAAUUCUGUAGCAGAGACUAAAGCACGUGAUGGCGCUUCCCGUAUGAGAUACAUAGCGGUGAACCAAUCCAAAGAGGAUACGUACACUGUUACCAUGGAAAACGGAGGACUCGAUAUUAUCCAUGAGGGAGCUUGUUCAGCUGUACAGAACACUUGGUCUGAAGUCACCAUCACAUUAGAAUGUUCUAGUACGGUGGUGGAGCUCUCAAAGUGCGCUAUGGAUGUCAGGAAUUUCUUGUUCAAGUUCAAGUUGGUUCAUCCCUCGAUUUCAGUUGGUCUUUCUUCAACAUCUGAUGAGCUUCUCUUGUAUAAUUUUGGGGAAGAACAAUUUGAAUCUGCUUCCGUUUGCCAUGGUAUAAACAUGAUCACCGACCCACGAUAUUUCAUAAUCUCUGACGGUGUGGAGGGUGCCCCAUGUCAUCACCUUAGCCCAGUAUCAGAGGGGAGUUUUGUCUUCCUCUCCCCCUCCCUCAGCACCAGUGAGUCACCCCUGUCACUCAGGUGUGUUGCAGUAGCGACCCUCGUUCCUCCACCGUCACGACCGUCAGCGCCGCUCCUGCAGGCCCAGGCCGUCACCCCAUCGCAGCUAUGGCUCAGCGUGUACGGGCCGGGAAGUUUCCCAUUAGCUCAUCCUGCUUGGAGCCCGAUGGAGACUCAGCUUAAUCUAAAGCAUCUUGUGAAGUGGGAAGACUUGGGCUUAGCCCUGGCCGGCGGAGAGUUGGAGGCGGGGCCUGGCUCCCUGAACCUGCCAAUCAGAGACUGCUUCAAACCUGACCUGCAAGCUUUUUUCUGUGGAUGUACCAAGCCCUGUGAACCUUCCCACAUCAUCCACUUGAUGCUGUUCUUGAAGGAGAACUUCAAGGGAUGUGCGAUGACUGCUCCAAACAGGCUAGCUCUGUUGAAUCGGGUGCGGCAGGAGUUUCCUCGCAUCUGUGCCCAACAACUCUCCAGGAUCCAGAAGAUUAUUCAUGACACAUUAGCCAAGCUUCUCGGUUCAUCUCGACCAGCCAGGAAAGAUAGAGCAGCCAUCAUGAAAUCUGCUGUGCCCUCAAUCAAGUCAUCUCUACAUAAAAUCAUUAGCCACAGUACAAAUGAUGCAUUUAGACGGAGGUGCUUGGAUGCUGUGCAGGCCUCCAACUGCCUUGAAUUGACUGACAGACUCUCCAGACAUCUCAAUGCAUUGUGUGAGAGACAGACCCCUGGUCACCAAGGGAAUGAUCAUUCUCAGAGUGCAGUCGACAGCCAGCGCCAAUUUCCUUGUGAGGGUGAUGAUGAGGAUGGGGGCAGGGUCCCAUCGGAUGACUCCAAUCUUGCCUCCUCCUCCUCUGCCUUCUCCUCUUGGAUGCCCCAUCACCAAGAAACUGCUGCUCGAGAUACGCUCUUGACAGAGGAGAGUGAAGAGGAUGCAGACUUUGAUCUCCUGGAUGAGACAAGACUUCAACAUUGCGAUUCCAUGGAAGUGAACCAAGACGACAUUCCUGCGCUCUGUUCAGUGCCCCGCCCUUCAUCAUGUCCUCAACGUAACCAGGACCAAUCAUCCCCCUUCGUGUCAACCCUACCAGUCAAUCCAUCCUCGACGCUACCCUCCUUGUCUGCAUCAAGUCGGCUUCUUCCUUCAUCAUCUGCACAAGCGAAAAAACAAGCUAGACCUUCAGCAUCAAACCAGUCGACUUCAUGCUCAUCUUCAUCGCUACCACCAGGUUCUUCAUCCCAUGUUCAGCCAUGUGAGGGUAUCCCUUACCAUGGUAACAUGACUGCAGAUGGGAUGGAUGCUUCAUCAGGGAGACCUGAUGCAGGGCCAGCCCAUGGUGAUGAGCAGAAGAGGAACAAGGUCCAAGACAAUGAUGUGCAGAUGAUGCAAGAGAGCCUGUCUGGCGAGCUGGGUAACGACUGGUUUGAGACGCUGAUGGAUCAUGAUGACUGGAUGAGUAAUGAGAUCUGAUGGGACGGAUAGCAGACACCUUGACAGACCCACGGUGUGUGUCAAUCAACUUCCACAGACAUCUUUUAGUCAUUGCCGAAUCUUCUGUGUAUGGCAAUCGGCUGCUGCUGAAGACAUAUUUUUUAGUCAUUCCAUCUCCGCUGGGUCUCGGCACCUGCACAAUAGACAGAUUCGGACUAGCCGUAGAGAAAAUGGGAAAAGGUAUUCCACUCCACCCCCCCCCCCCCCCCCCUUGACGGCUCUCUUCACUGUGUACAGUUAGCACUUUCCAAAUAAAUCUUGAAGUCAUUCACUUGUUAGAUCUGUUUUCGUUAGACUCGGACAAGAAGGAUGGCUAAAAGGCCAGUGGGAUAGUAACCUGAAAACCAUCAUGCUGUAUCUCUGUACAGCAUUGAGCUUCCAAAGACAUCUGGUAAGUUAUGCCUAGUUUUGCUAGGUCUUAGCACAGAAGACUCGAGACAUGGAGGUACAGGAUAGAUAAUAGGCUAGAUGACCAGGGCCCUGUUUCACAAAACUUGAUAUCGAUAACAAGUUACAAGCUACUGUGACAAGCUUCUGAUUCAUGGCAUCUGAUUGGCUGAGAGCUAAUUUGUCAUAGAAAUUUAGCAUUUUGUUAAAGAUGAAAAGUUUUAUGAAACAGGACCCAGUAUCCUGGAAACCCUCUUUUAAUCAUUCACUCGAUGGGUCACCGUUCAGGAGUCAGCUUCUUCUGGAGACAUCUUUUAGUCAUCCCCUUGCUGCUGGGUCUAUGUCCAACAGACCCGUCCAAGAGGGAUGGCUCAAAGGCCAAAUACACAGUAUCCUGGACACCAUCUUUCUGGAUCUCUGUACAUCAAGCAGUCUGCAUCUGAAGCCAUUUUCAGUCAUUCCCUCGCGGGGUUCUGUACAAGAGACCCAAGACAUGGAGAAAUGGAUGAGCAAACAAAAAUGCCAGUGGAGCAGAAGUCUGAAAAUCAUCUUUCAGUCAUUCCCUUGUUGGGUCUCUGUACAGCAAUCAGCUUCCAAAGACAUCUUUCAAUCAUACACUCCUCGUUGGGUCUCUGCUCAACAGAUUCGAACAAGGAGGGAUGGAUGAAAGGGUAGUAGUCUGGAAAGUAUUCUUAAUAUCCCAGUCACAUCAAUGAGACAAAAUUACAUUACGCCCAAAUGCAAAGAUUCUGUCAGUUAUCUGUAGGUAUGAAUUCAGUUUUGGGGGUCGAUAAUUAUUAUCUUUUUCUCAGGUAUACAAAAUUGAAUUAAAUUGUAGUGAGAAAUCUUUUUGAUUGAAACUGUGUUGUUCAUUUACUGUUGUUGGUUAAUGUUUGUGCCAUGAUAGUUUUGCAGUCCACCAAAUUUUGAUCUUCCUAGAAUGCAAAUAAAAAAUAUUUCGUAUCCAAUAUUGGAAAUUGAUUGUGUGAUUGUGUCUGGGUGUUUUUCCUUUGUCUAGUUGUUGUACAGUAUCUUUGAAACGUAUAUUUUAAUAUGAAAUCAUAAUAUAUUUAGAAAUAAAAUGUGUAUGUCAUUUGAAUAUUGGACACUUCCUAUUUAUUUGUUAUACGAAUAAACAUGUGGAUGACUCACAAUGAUAAAUCUA